AUGACUCGAAUACCGCUUCACUCAAUAAAAAGUUGUUAUAACUUACUUAUUAUCACUAUAAUUAUUUUUUCAUUCGUUUCAUACUCACAACAACUAGAAACGACAAUAGAGGAUAAGCCACAAAUCAGAAAAAGAGAUUACGACAAAAGAUUUUAUUAUGCAAUAGAGGUAGCGAAUGAUCUCAUCAUUACCCCAAAAGAUGUAGAGAAUCUACUAAAUAUAAAACACGAGGGAAGAAUUGGUGAACUUGAUAAUUAUCAUUUGUUUAGCUCAGCAAAAGAAGAUGUAACAAUUGAACAUUACGAUAAACGCUUUUCGCAUCUUGCCGAGGAUAAUGAUCGUGUGUUAAAAAGGUUUAACGAGUUGAGAGAACUUCGAAAAGGAGAUUUGGGAUCAUCAACUAUUAAUAAACGAUCUCUUGAAAUCAUUGAUGGAAUAUUAAGCGUGGACAAACAAAUACUUAGAAAAAGACACAAACGAGUACCACUUCCACCACCUACUCCAUCACCAACAGAUAAUUCUCAUAAAUUCCUGGAUCCAGAUGAAAUUGGACAUGAUAUUAAUGUUACGGGCAUAUGGAAAGAAGGAAUAACGGGCAAAGGAGUUGUUGCUGCUAUUGUAGAUGAUGGAUUGGACAUGUAUAGUGAAGAUUUGGCUGAUAAUUUUUACGCAGAAGGAUCAUAUGAUUUCAAUGAUCAUAAUCCACUACCAAAACCUCGUUUAAUUGAUGAUACGCAUGGAACAAGAUGUGCCGGAGAAAUAGCUGCCGUGAAAAACAGUGUAUGUGGUAUUGGUAUUGCUCCAGAUGUCAAAAUAGCAGAUGCUGAUGAAGCGGAGGCUUUGAAUUAUAAAUUCCAAAAGAAUGACAUAUAUUCAUGUAGUUGGGGACCACCUGAUGAUGGGCAGUCGGCAGAGGCACCUCAAGGUGUGAUACUUAAAGCGAUAGUAAAAGGAAUAGAAAAGGGUCGUGGCGGAAAAGGAAGCUUGUUCGUUUUUGCAUCCGGUAAUGGAGGUGCCAAUGAUGAUAACUGUAAUUAUGAUGGCUACACCAACAGUAUAUACACAUUAACUGUUGGAGCUGUUGAUCGUAAGCAUGUACUCCCCUACUAUGCCGAAAGAUGUACUGCCUUAUUAAUCACUACUUAUAGUAGUGGCAGUGGAAGUUAUAUUUAUACAACUGAUGUGGGCGUUAAGAAAUGUACAAAUUUGCAUGGUGGUACAUCUGCAGCUGCACCAAUUGCAGCCGGGCAAACUUAUUCAGAAUCUAUAGUUACAAUGUUCACAUCUGAUAAUUGUACAGGAAUCUUGGCAGGUUGUAGAUGGUAA
This is a messenger RNA of Entrophospora sp. SA101, 1326 nucleotides long. The record is from the annotation of a GenBank genome assembly. NCBI's taxonomy places the organism in Eukaryota, Fungi, Glomeromycota, Glomeromycetes, Entrophosporales, Entrophosporaceae.